Molecule: messenger RNA, 2416 nt
Organism: Dama dama (fallow deer)
Lineage: Eukaryota; Metazoa; Chordata; Mammalia; Artiodactyla; Cervidae
Gene: EBF3
Product: EBF transcription factor 3
Exons: 17
Coding region: 3-1865 (620 amino acids)
Biological process (GO): regulation of transcription by RNA polymerase II
Molecular function (GO): DNA-binding transcription factor activity, RNA polymerase II-specific; RNA polymerase II cis-regulatory region sequence-specific DNA binding
Source: RefSeq, a predicted model, not a curated record
UCAUGUUUGGGAUUCAGGAGAAUAUUCCGCGCGGGGGGACGACCAUGAAGGAGGAGCCGCUGGGCAGCGGCAUGAACCCGGUGCGCUCGUGGAUGCAUACGGCGGGGGUGGUGGACGCCAACACGGCCGCCCAGAGCGGCGUGGGGCUGGCGCGGGCGCACUUCGAGAAGCAGCCUCCUUCCAACCUCCGGAAGUCCAAUUUCUUCCACUUCGUGCUGGCGCUCUACGACAGGCAGGGGCAGCCGGUGGAGAUUGAAAGGACCGCUUUUGUGGACUUUGUGGAGAAAGAGAAAGAGCCCAACAACGAGAAAACCAACAACGGCAUCCACUAUAAACUCCAGCUGCUCUACAGCAACGGAGUCAGAACGGAGCAGGAUCUGUAUGUUCGCCUCAUAGAUUCAAUGACCAAACAGGCCAUCGUCUACGAGGGCCAGGACAAGAACCCGGAGAUGUGCCGCGUGCUGCUGACCCACGAGAUCAUGUGCAGCCGGUGCUGCGACAAGAAGAGUUGUGGCAAUAGAAAUGAGACACCCUCAGACCCUGUGAUCAUUGACAGAUUCUUUCUAAAGUUUUUCCUCAAGUGCAAUCAGAACUGUUUGAAGAAUGCAGGCAACCCCCGGGACAUGCGAAGAUUCCAGGUCGUCGUGUCCACCACGGUCAAUGUGGACGGCCACGUGCUGGCCGUGUCCGACAACAUGUUUGUGCACAACAACUCGAAGCACGGGCGGCGGGCGCGCCGCCUGGACCCGUCAGAAGCCACUCCGUGCAUCAAGGCCAUCAGUCCCAGCGAAGGCUGGACCACGGGGGGCGCAACCGUGAUCAUCAUCGGAGACAACUUCUUUGACGGGCUCCAAGUCGUAUUCGGGACAAUGUUGGUGUGGAGCGAGCUGAUCACGCCCCACGCCAUCCGCGUCCAGACCCCGCCGAGGCACAUUCCCGGAGUCGUCGAGGUCACCUUGUCCUACAAGUCCAAGCAGUUCUGUAAAGGUGCUCCGGGGCGGUUUGUCUACACCGCCCUUAAUGAACCAACCAUAGAUUACGGCUUUCAGAGGUUGCAGAAAGUGAUCCCGAGACAUCCGGGUGAUCCUGAAAGGUUACCCAAGGAAGUGUUGCUCAAGAGGGCGGCCGACCUCGUGGAAGCCUUAUACGGGAUGCCCCACAACAACCAGGAGAUCAUCCUGAAGCGGGCGGCUGACAUCGCCGAGGCGUUGUACAGCGUCCCUCGCAACCACAACCAGAUCCCUACCCUGGGCAACACCCCCGCACACACGGGCAUGAUGGGCGUGAACUCAUUCAGCAGCCAGCUAGCGGUCAACGUCUCAGAGACGUCACAAGCCAACGACCAAGUCGGCUACAGUCGCAACACGAGCAGCGUGUCCCCGCGAGGAUACGCGCCGAGCAGUACUCCCCAGCAGUCCAAUUACAGCACAGUCAGCACUAGCAUGAACGGCUACGGAAGUGGCGCCAUGGCCAAUCUAGGGGUCCCGGGCUCGCCUGGAUUUCUUAAUGGCUCCUCCGCUAACUCGCCCUACGGCAUAGUGCCGUCCAGCCCCACCAUGGCAGCCUCUUCGGUCGCCCUCCCUUCAAACUGUAGCAGUACACACGGCAUUUUCUCAUUCUCACCUGCCAAUGUCAUCUCUGCAGUGAAACAAAAGAGCGCCUUCGCGCCCGUGGUCCGGCCCCAAGCCUCCCCUCCUCCUUCCUGCACCAGCGCCAAUGGGAACGGACUGCAAGGCUCUCUGCUGGGUGCUGAGGACGCUACCGUGGAGAAGACAAACUGGCCCUUUUGUGAAGUCGGUGGCAUAUUUCACUUUGAUGAACUAAUGCUCAAAAAAGGAACUGGAAAGCUAUGUCUGGGCUGGUAGUCCCGCCCAUGUGAGGGGCGCUGUGACCUGCCGCCACGCAGCAUCCAAGGACGGACUUCAGGGGACACGUCAGGACACGCGAGGUGCUGGCGGGACGGGGUCUUCAGUAUGUCAGCAGCGGCCGAGAGGCUACGAGAGACUUUGUUUAAAGAUUUUAUUUAAACUAUUAAGAAUCAACAUGCAAACAACCUACUCCUUCAUGAACAAUUCCAUUUUAUUGACUGAACUUUUCUCAUAUUUUCACAUUUCUCAGUCCUGAAGAAUAAGGAAAACAAAGCGACGCCUAUUUUGUAUAAAGUUUCUGACUCCGUCUUGGCUAUGUCUAGUACUUGCUAUGUGUUGGGAGAAACUUUGUGAAUGCACCAUUUUGAUGAUCAUAAAACACUGAUGAAAAAAACGCCUCCAGACAUUUUUCUGUAUUCAUACUUAGAUUCACAAUGGUUGUGUAUCUCUAUAAUGUGAAAUAUUUUUUUGUGGUGACAAAAGGGGGCCAAGGAGGUCUGAGCCAUCAAACUGGAAGAAAGGAAGACUAUAUGGUUAGGAGAACUGGG